Molecule: messenger RNA, 4143 nt
Organism: Closterium sp. NIES-65
Lineage: Eukaryota; Viridiplantae; Streptophyta; Zygnematophyceae; Desmidiales; Closteriaceae
Source: the annotation of a GenBank genome assembly
AUGGCCGCGUAUCCCGGCGCUUACAGCACUGCGUUUCCAAGCAGCAAGGCCAAGGCUGCUGCUGACGCGGAGGAGUCGGGUAUCACUCCUGCUUCCGCUCCUGCUUCUGCUUCUGCUGCUUCUGCUGCUGCUCCUGCCGCUGCUUCUGCUGCCGCUGCGUCUACUGCCGCUGCUUCUGCUGGUGCUGGCGUGAAUCAUACUGCCACACCAGGCACUCCCGCGGUGCCGGGAAACGCCGCGGAGGUGACGCAAGCAGGCGGGCAGGCGGCGCGAGCUGCGAGGUUGGAGCUGGUGGAGGUGGGAUCUCCGAAAAAGGCAGCUUCUGGCGAAGCUUCCGCGAACGAAGAGGAGGAGGAGGUGGAGGAAAAAUUAGGUGAGGGCACUGGGACGACGGGAGAUACGAAGAAGGUUUUGGAAAAUGAGUCAGUUCUGAAGCCCCUUGGAGCGGAUGAGAAAGGAACAGGAGUUGAAGAGGCAGCAGCAGCAGCAGCAGCAGUGGGUGGUGGUGCGAUGCCUGGAAAGAGCCAAACGGAGAUGGUUGGUGUUACAGCGGCAAACGGAGGUGGUAACAGGAGCUCAGCCGCUGCUUACCCGCUCAUGCUCCCGUAUCCUUACGCGGAUCCCAGGGCCCUCCCAGGUUUCGUGAACGGUUUUGGCGGGAAUUCGCAGGGCGCAUUGGGAAACAUUGCAGCUGGUCCGGCUGGUGAUGAUGCUUAUGCACCGACUUUCUGGUUCGGACAGGAGCCUUGGUUCGGGCAGGGGCCUUGGGUCAACCAGGCGCCUUGGUUUAGCCUAUCGCCUUGGCUGCCUGCUUAUACAGAUAAGCUCCCUGCGCUUGGCUCGGGGCCUAAUUAUCCUCGUUAUUGGCUUCCUCAGUUCUAUCCUGCGCAACCCAAUGCUGCAGUUCAGUUCUUUCCGCCUCGUCCCGCCGCAGCGUCCAGUGAUACGCCGAGCGUAACUUGGAGCCUCGGUCCGAACCUGGGCGCGUAUCCAGUGGCUGCGGCUCCUGAGGCGGUUUCUGUGGCACCUGAGGCAAUUUCUGCAGCAACUGAGGCAGUUUCUGCGGCACCUGCUACGGCACCUGAGGAUACACCAGCGGCCCCUGAGGUGACACCGGUGGCACCUGAGGUGGUGACUACAUCACCUGAGACGACAACUGAGGUGGCACCCGCUGCACCUGAGGCAGUUUCCGCGGCACCUGAGGCAGUUUCCGUGGCACCUGAGGCAGUUUCCGCAGCACCUGAGGCAGUUUCCGCGGCACCUGAGGCAGUUACUGCAGCACCUGAGGCAGUUACUGCAGCACCUGAGGCAAUUACUGUGGCACCUGAGGCAGUUACUGUGGCACCUGAGGCGGAUUCUGCGGCACCUGAGGCAAUUCCUGUAGUACCUGAGACGGUACCUGAGGUUACACCAGUAGCACCUGAGGCUGUUUAUGCGGAACCUGAGGCUGUUUCUGCGGCACCUGUUGCACCUGUGGCUGCACCUGGACCUGAGACGGCACCUGAGGUGGCGCCUAAAGCACCUGAGGCGGUACCUGUGGCACCUGAGGCAGUACCUGCGGCACCUGAGGCAGUACCUGCGGCACCUGAGGCACGUGAGGCCGAACCACCUGUAUCUGAACCAUCUGCACCGGAAGCACCUGUAACCAAAGCACCUGUACCCGACGCAGCUGCUACCAUCCGAACCACCAACACCGAGCCUCCUGAGCUGCCGAGGCAACUGGACGACCCAACCACAGCAACAGUCGCAGCCACCCGCAUCCAAUCCGCAUGGAGAGGCCACUCCCUCCGCCUCACCAAGCCUCUCGAAGCAGCUCGGACCAUAGCCGAGGUUCGGCGGCUGGCUCGGGAGAUGGCAGAGAGGCUCGGUGAGGAGGGGUAUGCGGCCAAGGUGGCGUCCGAACCAAAGGAGAAGCUUCGGGUGAAUGAGACGAUCAUGAGCUGGUUGCUCCGGUUGGAUGCGCUGCUCUCGCCGAACCAGGAGGUCCGGGAGCUGCGCCGGGGAGUGGUUCGGGAGCUGACAAAGCUGCAGGAUCGGGUGGAUUCUUUGAAGCCCACUGCUAUGGCUGCCGAACCUGUUUCUGUGCCUGCCGAACCUGGUGUGGGAAAAGCUGCUGAACCUACCCCACCCACCUCCACGUCUUCCCAGUCCUACACCGCUCCAGUCCCUGCUGCUGCACCAGAGCAGCCGCCACAGAAGAAGCAGCAGCAGGAGAAGGACCAGUCAUCGUUGCAGCAGCAGCAGCAGCAGCAGCAGCAGAAGCAACAAAUUCUUGCCGAGGAAGGCAAUGGGAAGGAAUUGCCAGCCGCUAAGACGGCAGCAGCUGCCAAUCCGCCUGCUAAAACAGGAGGCAAGCCACAGAGCAAGCCGGGUGCGUCGCUUCCUUUCAAGAAAGGCUUUCUGCUUGGUGAACCGACCAAGAAAGCGAAGAAGAGAGCAGAUGCUGAGAGGACAAUCAGCCCCGCGGGCAACUGUGAACGUGGCAGCAGCAGCGAUGGUGACAAGGAUAGGAGAAGCAGCAGCAGUGGUGGCAGCAGCAGCAACAGUGGCUGCAGCAACGGUGGGAACAGCAGCAGCAGCAGCAGCAGCAGCAGCAGCAGCAGUGGUGGUGGUGAGAGAUUGGAUGGGAAAGGCGGGGAGCAGAAAGUCACUGCUGGGGAUGUGCAGAAGGUUGACGUGCAGUUCUGUGGGCGUGGGAGCGAGGGUCCUGAGGAGGUGCGAGGCAGGGUCACUGCUGGGGAUGUGAGGAAAGGCGGGGAGAAGGCGAGCUGUGGUGGGGAUGUGCAGAAGGUUGAUGUGCAGUUAUGUGGGCGUGGGAGCGAGGGUCCUGAGGAGGUGCGAGUGGUGUUCUGCAGCAGUGAGGAGAAGGGGCGAGCUAGGAAAGAGGAGAGGGAGGGGGAGAGGAUUGAGGAGGAAAGGAAGGAGGAGUGGAAGGGGCAGAGGAAGGAGGAGGGGAAGGAGAAGGAGAAGGAAAUGAAAAAGGAGAGGAAGGAGGAGGAAACGAAGGGGGACGAGGAAGGUCACAAGGAGGGGAGAGGUAAGGCGAGCUGUACUGGAGAUGUGAGGAAUGUUGACGUGCAAUUUGGUGGGUGUGGGAGCGAGGGUCCUGAGAAGGUGCGAGUUGUGUUCCGCAGCAGUGGAGGGGGCAGCAGGGAUGAUGGGGUAGGGAGGUCAGAUGGGUCAGGCGGUGAGGAGAAAGGCGGGUCAGGCGGAGGGAGCGAGGGUCCUGAGGAGGUGCGAGUUGUGUUCCGCAGCAGUGGAGGGGGCAACAGGGAUGGCGGGGCAGGCGGAUCAGGAGGCUUGAGUUGUAAGGAGGGAGAGGGUAAUGUUCAUGGUUCAGGGGUGGUUGGUGUCAAGGAGGAGAAGGGGAACAGUGGGAAAGAGGGUGGGGUGAAGAAAGUCGAGGAGAGGAAGCAGGAGAGGAAGGAGGAGAGGGAAGAGAAGGUUAAGGAGGGUAAAAAGGAGGAGAGGAAGGAGGAGAGGGUUCAGACGAAGGAGAAAAUUGCAGAUGGGAGGAAUCAGGUUGAUGAGGGCGUUCUUAAGGGAGGCAAGGGGAAGGAGAUCGAAGAGGGGAGGGGGAGAGAGGAGGACGAUGCCAAGAAAGGAGUCCCUGGAGCUAACUUCAGUGAUUCACCUAUCUUCCUCCACUAUCUGCCGCAUCUGCCACCCCUUGGAACCCCCGUCCACCACACCCCACACCCCCACAGUUCUCCUGCACCCAUCUCCACUCCUCUCUACCUCCACCUUCCCCCAGUAACCCCCCUUGAGACAUCCCCUGCUGCCCCAUUCAGUCACUCCUCUUUCCAGCCCUCGCGUUCUAGUCACAUGGCAUCUCAGCCCAAGGGGGGUGCACCUGGCGUAUCUGAGCUUUCACCUGAGGAAAUCGCCUGGCAAAUGGAGGCUCUGAGGCAGGAGAAUGCACACCUGCGCCGGCUACUGUCCGAGCAGGGGCAGCAGCAGCAGCAGCAGAAGCAUCAGAAACAUGCAACAAGGACUGCUGGGGGAUCUGGUGGAAUUGAGGAGAGGUUGGAUUGUUUAGAGAGGGAGAUGGAGAGAGUGAAGGCUUGGCGUGACUGUGAUUGUAAGGGGGGAUGGGGUGGAUAUGGGAGGGAGCCGGUGGGGUGGUUCCUAGGGGGGCUCUAG